This is a messenger RNA of Penicillium hordei, 699 nucleotides long. RefSeq names its product CDP-alcohol phosphatidyltransferase family protein. NCBI's taxonomy places the organism in Eukaryota, Fungi, Ascomycota, Eurotiomycetes, Eurotiales, Aspergillaceae. Gene Ontology annotation, biological process: phospholipid biosynthetic process. Gene Ontology annotation, cellular component: membrane. The record is from RefSeq and is a predicted model, not a curated record. Gene Ontology annotation, molecular function: phosphotransferase activity, for other substituted phosphate groups. The coding region runs from base 1 to 699 and encodes 232 amino acids. The transcript is spliced from 5 exons.
AUGACUGUCGCUAAGGAGGUUAAGUUUGAUAUGCUGAGGCGUCUUCAGGUUGCCGAUUAUGUGACCUUGUCAAAUGCAUUCUGUGGAGUCCUCGCUAUAUUUAAAUCCACACACCAGUCCUUCAUCACAGCUCACGUACUGAUUUUUCUGGGGUAUGAAUUCGACCGCUUCGACGGAAUGAUAGCGAGAUGGCGUAACGAAACUUCCGAAAUGGGAAAACAACUCGACAGCUUCUCUGAUCUCACUAAAAAUCUCAAGAUUUCGUUUGUCCUAGCUCCGGUAUUUAUGCUCUACAGUCUUGGACUCCGCACCCCGGCAGAUCAAGCGAUCCUAUCCUUCUUCGUCCUCUGUGGUGUCGCCCGACUCGCCAGGUUCAAUAUCUCUUCGCACUUGACACCCAAGGACGUUUAUGGGAAGUCGCUCUACCAUGAGGGUCUCCCAACUCCGUACGCAGCUCUGAUCAUCUCGACGGCUGUGGCGGUCGCGCAGUGGUUGAGCAUCACAGAAGACCUGACCUCGCGGGUUUCAUUCCCUGAUACAUGGGGCGAGGUUCAUAUUGCCACUGUUCCAUUGAUUGUUCUCGGGGCUGGAAUGGUCAGCAAAAGGCUCAAGUUAAAGCUCGAUGGGGGACUAUCUGUUCCCGCCUCCACGGUGGUUAUCUUUGGUGCUUGUUGGUUCGUUUCCCCGCUAGACCUCUGA